Molecule: messenger RNA, 1797 nt
Organism: Myotis lucifugus (little brown bat)
Lineage: Eukaryota; Metazoa; Chordata; Mammalia; Chiroptera; Vespertilionidae
Gene: TATDN1
Product: TatD DNase domain containing 1
Exons: 12
Coding region: 71-880 (269 amino acids)
Cellular component (GO): cytosol
Molecular function (GO): 3'-5'-DNA exonuclease activity
Source: RefSeq, a predicted model, not a curated record
GGGGAGGCCGGAAGGGCGGGGCGACCGCGGCCACUUCCGCUUCCGCCAAGGAGAGCCCGGCGCCGCGGUCAUGAGUCGCUACAAGUUCGUGGAUAUUGGUAUCAACUUGACAGAUCCUGUAUUCAGAGGAAUUUAUAGGGGGGUUCAGAAGCAUCAAGAUGACUUACAGGAUGUAAUACAGAGAGCUGUCCAAAUUGGUGUUAAAAAGUUUAUGAUUACAGGUGGAAAUCUACAAGACAGUAAAGAUGCACUCCAUUUGGCACAAACAAAUGAUAUGUUUUUCAGUACAGUUGGAUGUCAUCCUACAAGAUGUGAUGAAUUUGAAAAGAAUAAUCCCGAUAUUUACUUAAUGGAGUUGCUAAAUCUUGCUGAAAACAACAAGGGGAAAGUUGUAGCAAUAGGGGAAUGUGGACUCGAUUUUGACCGACUACAGUUUUGUCCCAAAGAUACUCAGCUCAAAUAUUUUGAAAAACAGUUUGAACUGUCAGAUCAGACAAAAUUACCCAUGUUUCUUCACUGCCGAAACUCACAUGCUGAAUUUUUGGACAUAAUGAAAAGAAAUAGAGAUCGGUGUGUAGGGGGAGUAGUGCAUUCAUUUGAUGGUACCAAGGAAAUAGCAGCUGCUUUGGUUGACUUGGAUCUCUAUAUAGGAUUUAAUGGUUGCUCACUGAAAACUGAGGCUAAUUUGGAAGUUUUGAAGUCAAUACCUAGUGAAAAAUUAAUGAUUGAGACUGAUGCACCUUGGUGUGGAGUCAAAAGUACACAUGCUGGUUCAAAAUAUGUAAAAACGUCAUUUCCUACCAAAAAGAAAUGGGAAAAUGGGCACUGUUUGAAAGACAGAAAUGAACCUUGCCAUAUAAUAGAUCUCCCUUCUAAAUAAAUUCCUUGAAGCACAUUUUGGAGGUCUUGCCAUAUGCCAUUUUACUGAGGCUAUAUAGAAGAAUCCAGACAGUCCCUUCCCUCAUCUAUCCACCAAUGAGUAGGUACAUUGUGCCAGGCACUUUGGAUAAGGCACUAAUUGAGUCAGACGAGGAUUCCUUCCCUCUGGAACAAACAAGCACAUAAAAAGUAUAAUUCUAGCUGGUAGUGGUGGUAUAGAGGUAUGAAUGUGUGACUGAGACCAUAGGACAUAGCAACUGCCCGCCUUGAGGGGAAAUAAGAGAACUAAAGUGACAUUUCAACUGUUUACUAACUGGGAAUUAUGCCAGACCAAGAUAAACACGCUGAGCAAAGGCAGACUGUUAGAGGACUUAGCUGCUCCAGAGGAACAGUGAGUUAGGGUGCCAGAAAGUAGGAUGCACGAGUAAGUGAUCAGUCUGGGAAGGUAGAGUGAGGCCAGAUUGUGAGGGCUCUUCUGUGCCAACUUUAGUAGUUUAGAUUUUAUCAGGACCCAAAGGACUUUAAACGGGAAAAUGGCAGCUUUUUUCUUAAGCUGUAACAUGGUAUCAGUGUGGAGAAAGGACUGGAAAGGAGAAGGGUAUCAGGAAUCUAUUUUGCACAGUAUUAUGCAAGUUCCAAUUCCAAAUAGUUUAAUAGAGGAAAAUUCUGCAAUUUACGAAGAAAAUUGGAUCUUUAGUGUCAAUUUAAAUUAACAGAUUUACUUUCAGCAUAUUUUUGACUGUCAGAUAACAAAAAUUUAGUCAGUUCAUUUAGUAUACAAAUUAAGCAAGCAUUUUGUGCUACUUUUACGGAAUAAAGUUCCAGUUCAUCUUUAAUCUCCAUCCCUAAUACCAUUUGGUGUUUUAUAUUUAAGAAACUGAUAAAAAGGAACAAAAAGCUUAAUAUAAAGACUAUUUA